AUGCACUGUUCAUGUCAUAAGUCAGCCGUGGCCGCAUACUUCCGCAUUCUGAUUGGGGCAUGCUCAAGACGUCCCGGCCGCUACCCAGCAACGCUCGCGCCCAGGCAGCAGUCGGAGAGCAGACGCCCGAAAAGCUUGGACGCUUGGGCUGUGGCCCGCGUGGCCACGCUGCGCGACGCCCAUGGCGUGGCGUUUCCGGACAUCGCCGCGAAGGUGCGGAACGCGUCUGGCGAGAACCCCACUCCUCGGACAUGCGCAAACGCGUAUUGGGCGCUGAAGGCGCCGGGCGAUUUCGCAGCGGGCCUGUUUCCUGCCCGCUGGCGGCCCGUGAAGCUGACGCUGGCGAUUGCGAAACGCAUCGUGCGUCGCCUCGUUGUGCUCCGCAGGCGAGGACCGUGCGCGGCGACGACGGUGCGAGCAGACCUGGCCCGAACCAAGGGGGUGUCGCUGGACGUGAGCAAGGCGUGGCAGGGCCGGGCAUCGGCGACGUUGGCCAGUGGGGCCGCAUUUCGAUGCCUCGUUGCCGCCGCGCCUCAGUGUGAUCACGCGGUGGACACGGCUGGCCGGCGCCGCGAUGCCGGCCCCGGUGCCCGACGUCGUCCUGCUGUCUCUGGCUCGCAGGUCCGCCGCGUUCUACGGGAAACCGGGUGCAAGCGGCUCCCCCGCGUGAAGCGACGGGUGUGCACUGCUGACGAGCGCGAGGAGCGGCGGGCUUUCGCCCAGAGCAUCGUGGACCUCACCCCCGCGCAGUUCAGGGCGCGGAUCCACAUGUCCAUGGACGGGGUGGUUCUGGCGCUGCCACCGCGUGAGCCCAAGGGGCGGAUGGCCUACCUGCGGCAGGGCAAGGAGAUGGUUUGGCGAAAACCGGAGGAGCCAGCCCUCUCGGAGACAGCCGGGAGUGGCAACAAGUACGACGGCCAAGUGCCGCUGUCCCGCGCGCUCCCGAUGUGGGGCGGCAUCAGCGGGGGCGGGGCCGCGCCGGUGAUCUUCCAUGCGAAGAAGAAGAUCAAGAAGGGGGGCUGGGCCCAGGCCGUCCCCGGACACCUCUUCACGGCGCUCUUGGCCAUCGACCCAGGUCGGCGGCGGGGCCCUUUCAGGAUCCUCUGCGACAGUGAGACGUUUUUGACUUCGAGUGUAUGCCAGGGCGCACGCGACGCCAAGAGCAUCCGCUUGAUGCACGUGCCGGCCCGCUCGCCGGAUUUGAAUCCGGUCGAAGUGCACUGGUCGUGGCUGCGUCGCCGCUUGCGCGCCCUUGAUCUGAAGGGCGCGCAGUGCAAGCGAGAGGUGCCAGGGGCACUCGCCUACCAGCAGCGGGUGCGCGCUGUCAUGAAGUCCGCGAAGUCGCGGGCUGUGGCUGGAAACAUCAUGCGCGGCCCCCAGAAGAAAUGCGCCAAGAUCGCAGCGCUAG
This is a messenger RNA of Prorocentrum cordatum, 1408 nucleotides long. NCBI's taxonomy places the organism in Eukaryota, Dinophyceae, Prorocentrales, Prorocentraceae. The record is from the annotation of a GenBank genome assembly.